Cydia pomonella (codling moth) is the source of this 1133-nucleotide messenger RNA. RefSeq lists its product as uncharacterized. Bases 342 to 737 code for a protein of 131 amino acids. The transcript has 3 exons. NCBI's taxonomy places the organism in Eukaryota, Metazoa, Arthropoda, Insecta, Lepidoptera, Tortricidae. The record is from RefSeq and is a predicted model, not a curated record.
AAUUGCGCUUGUAUUGUAUAGAAUAGGGAACUCCUAUCUAUCCGCCACGUUUUGUCGAUAUCAGAGGGUCUAUCGUGAACCACGGUUGACGUGUUAGCUCUCUGUCGCACAUGUAAAUUCGUACGUAAGUUUUACAGGGAGGCAACACGUCGAACGUAGUUUACGAUAGGACGAUAAUUUCUAACAUUGAUUAGCUUCGUGUAAUCAGGUUUAAGUGAUAUUAAGUAAUUGGAUACGGAUAUAACCUGCUCUAUACUUAUAUAUACGGUAGCGAGCGUAAUACGAGUAUAACGGAGUCGGCGUCGACAGUGCACAGUAUUAUCGCCACCGCCGCCGCCGCCAUGUUGCCGCUCGCCCGCUCGCUGCUCGCGCUCGCCGCGCUGCUCUCCGUCACCGAAGCUAGGUUGGCGAACCCGUUUUGUAGUGACCUGCAUUUGGGUAAAGAUGAUGGCUAUCCAAAGAAUAACUAUGUGGAUUUUACGAUAACUGUUUCUGGUGGCACCAUCACCAUACCUGAUAAAUGUUCCAGACCAGGAAACAAGAUUGUCGGCGAGUCUAUCAGCAUAUGUAAUACGCCCAACUCUAAGCCCGAAAUCUGGCAAGCAUUGCAGACGGAGUAUCAUUUCAAACCGAACUUCGCUUUAUUCCACAUCGACUGUCCAAGCAACAUCGCUGGCUGUGAUCGUCUCAAGGUUGAAAUCAGGCAAUAUUGCGAAAUGGUCACAGCACCUCAUUGAGUAGUUGAGUAAAGUCUGACUUCCAUCUAACGGCUCGAUUCGAUUUAAAGAUACGUCAAACUUUUCUUAAAGAUACGAUAUGGAUUGAAUAUGUCAGUGUUUUUGUUUGAAGAAACGUCACUAUUGACGGUGACAUAUCUAAUCCAUGUCUUAUCUUUAGCAAAUGUAUGACUUAUCUUGAAGUUUGAAUAAGGCCGCAAGUUAUCUAUGCACCGGCUUGAAUAUAACAAAGUGAGGGUGUCAUUAACGCGUGUUUGAUAUAAAUUUUACAUUAAUGACGACUUUGUUACACUUCGUCAUUACAAGUGCCUUGCAGUUUUAGCUUGCCGACCAUAACUAGCUAAAGUUUGUGUUGGAAGUUGGAAUUUUGUCAAUAAAUAAAAUGUCAUUAUAUAA